Rangifer tarandus platyrhynchus (Svalbard reindeer) is the source of this 306-nucleotide messenger RNA. NCBI's taxonomy places the organism in Eukaryota, Metazoa, Chordata, Mammalia, Artiodactyla, Cervidae. The record is from the annotation of a GenBank genome assembly.
AUGCUGACUGUGUCAUCAGUAGAAACAUUUCCUGGUCUGAUGUCAGCCAAGUCACUAACCCUGACCUGGACCAUUCUCAGUGGUCAUCUGAGAGACGGGAAGGUUGCUCUCUAUCCAGUAAUCAUUGGUGGCUCAGAUGGUAAAGAAUUUACCUGUAGUGCAGACCUGGCUUUGAUCCUUGGGUGGGGAAGAUGCCCUAGAGUAGGAAAUGGCAACCCAGUCCAGUAUUCUUGCCUGGAAAAUUCCAAGGACAGAGGAGCCAGGUGGGCGAUAGUCCAUGGGAUCGCAAGAGUUGGACACGACUGA